Messenger RNA from Vicugna pacos (alpaca), 3355 nucleotides. The record is from RefSeq and is a predicted model, not a curated record. NCBI's taxonomy places the organism in Eukaryota, Metazoa, Chordata, Mammalia, Artiodactyla, Camelidae.
UUUGGCGGGCGCGAGCAAACUGAGUAGUACUUCUGCCAGAGGUCUGAGCCUUUUCCCGGACAGGACGCUUCUCCUUCCCUUCUGCUCCCAGUUUCCGUAAGGCUCUGGGAGCAGUCUGGCGCCACCUUGCCCCCACGGAAGAAAUCCAGCGAGCGCCCGGGGGAGUGAGAGGAGGCCUGUCCGCCCACCUAGUGGGACCACCCGCUCUCCCUGGACCCAGACUCGGGGCAAGCGGCGUGGGGAGCGCGGGGAGUCCUGGCCCCACCACCCACCUGCCGGGUGACCUUGAGCUGCCCAGCCACAGACUCCUCCCCAACGAGGCUGGUGAUAAUUCCGUGGACUCGUGCACGGGAAACACCAGACGCGUAGUUAAGCGAUGUGGAGGCCCGAACGAUGAGCUGGAGCCAGUCUCCUGAGCUUCAGAGCUCACUGAGGCGGGAGAUUGAGUUCUUUGCGGACCUGAACUGGGGUUGUUAUCUUGGGUACACACAGGAUCUGCCUGGCAUGAGCCAUGUGAAGACACAGAAAGCAGUCAGUCAGCAGCCAGCUAUCCAGAAGAGGAAAGAGAGCCCUCAUGCCACCAGGCUGGCACCGUGAUCUCCUGAACCGUGAGCAUCUAGAUUAAUGGAAAUGCAGUUUGGAAUGAAGUGACCUAGGAGCUGACACUGAGCAGAAAAAAAAGCAGGAAAAGAGUCUCAAUGAGUCACACAUACGUAAACAAUUCUUCACAAAGAAGAUUGCACUGUGCAAGAUUUAAAAGAUUCUCCGUUUGCGAAUUCGACUACUCGCUGGAAUUUAUUUGUAACCCUCAAAUCAAUACACGGAGCACUUCUGUGGUCAUUCGCCGACAUAUACAGUGGCAAAAAUGUCAGUCACCAGACAUGAGGCCACCAGCAAGACUGAGCCACAAGGGGUAGUGAUGUCUUCACGAGGUCCUAGUGGUCCAGGGUCUGGAUCCCAGAACAAUGACAUGAAAAGACAAUUUCUACUGGAGCGACUGCUGGAUGCAGUGAAACAGUGCCAGAUCCGCUUUGGAGGGAGGAAGGAGAUCGCCUCGGAUUCUGACAGCAGGGUAACCUGUUUGUGUGCCCAGUUUGAGGCUGUCCUGCAGCAUGGCUUGAAGAGGAGUCGAGGAUUAGCACUAACAGCGGCCGCCAUCAAACAGGCAGCGGGCUUCUCCAGCAAAACUGAAACAGAGCCCGUGUUCUGGUUCUACGUGAAGGAGGUCCUCAGCAAGCACGAGCUGCAGCGCUUCUACUCCCUGCGCCACAUCGCGUCGGACGUGGGCCGCGGCCGCGCCUGGCUGCGCUGCGCCCUCAACGAGCACUCCCUGGAGCGCUACCUGCACACGCUCCUGGCCGACCGCGGCAGGCUCAGCACUUUUUAUGAAGACUGGGCUUUUGUGAUGGACGAAGAAAGGUCUAGCAUGCUUCCUACCAUGGCAGCUGGUCUGAACUCCAUCCUCUUCGCGAUUAACAUUGACAACAAGGAUUUAAACGGGCAGAGUAAGUUUGCUCCUACCGUCUCGGACCUCUUGAAGGAAUCCACGCAGAAUGUGACCUCCUUGCUGAAGGAAUCCACACAAGGAGUGAGCAGCCUUUUCAGGGAGAUCACGGCGUCCUCUGCUGUCUCCAUCCUCAUCAAGCCUGAGCAGGAGACCGACCCCCUGCCUGUCGUGUCCAAGCACGUCGGUGCCGAUGCCAAAUGUAAAAAGGAGAGGAAGAAGAAAAAGAAGGUGACCAACAUCAUCUCAUUUGAUGACGAGGAAGAUGAGCAGAGCUCUGGUGAUGUUUUUAAGAAGAUGCCUGGGACAGGGGAGAGCUCAGAGGAGAACUCCGACCGCUCCUCGAUCAAUAUCAUGUCAGCCUUUGAGAGCCCUUUUGGACCCAAUUCCAACGGAAGCCAGAGCAGCAACUCGUGGAAAAUUGAUUCUCUGUCUUUGAACGGGGAGUGUGGGUAUCAGAAGCUUGAUGUGAAAAGCAUCGACGAUGAAGACGUGGAUGAAAACGAGGAUGACGUGUACGGGGACAGACUGGGGAGGAAGCGCUCCGGCCACUCGGAGUCGCCUGAGAAGCCGCUGGAUGGCAACACCUGCCUCUCCCAGAUGCACAGCUGGGCCCCGCUGCAGGUGCUGCACGGCGACGCCGACGUCCUCUUCCCGGUCAGCGCAGCGGGCUCCUAUGGCCCUGCAGAUGCCCCCCUCGGGAGCCUGGAGAAUGGGGCGGGACCUGAGGACCACGUUCUCCCUGAGCCUGGACCUCGGUACAGUGUGGAAACAAGUCCUCCAGGCCAAGGAAGUCCUCUGAGCAGCUUGCUACCUUCUGCCUCGGCGCCAGAGUCGAUGACAGUUAGUGAACUGCGACAAGCCAUCGUGGCCAUGAUGAGCAGGAAAGAUGAGCUGGAGGAAGAGAACAGGUCGCUGCGGAGCCUGCUUGACGGGGAGAUGGAGCACUCGGCUGCGCUCCGGCAAGAGGUGGACAUCUUGAAAAGGAAGGUGGCCGAGCAGGAGGAGCGGCACGUCACGAAGGUCCAGGCGUUGGCAAGGGAAAACGAGGUGCUCAAAGUCCAACUGAAGAAAUAUGUAGGCGCUGUCCAGAUGCUGAAAAGAGAAGGCCAAACAGCUGAAGUUGUACCAAAUCUUUGGAAUGUUGAUGGAGAAGUUGCAGUCCCUGAGCAGAAGCCGGGAGAAGUCGCCGAGGAACUUGCAAGCUCCUAUGAAAGAAAGCUCAUCGAGGUGGCGGAGAUGCACGGGGAGCUGAUUGAGUUCAACGAGCGCCUGCACCGGGCCCUGGUGGCCAAGGAAGCCCUUGUGUCCCAGAUGAGGCAGGAGCUCAUCGACCUGCGGGGGCCGGUGCCUGGAGAUUUGAGUCAAACGUCCGAAGACCAGAGUUUGUCGGAUUUUGAAAUAUCAAACCGGGCGCUGAUCAAUGUCUGGAUCCCGUCAGUGUUUCUCCGGGGCAAAGCCGCAAAUGCAUUCCACGUGUAUCAGGUCUACGUCCGGAUAAAAGAUGACGAGUGGAACGUCUACCGGCGGUACACAGAGUUCAGGAGUUUACACCACAAGUUACAGAACAAAUACCCUCAAGUGAGGGCCUACAACUUCCCACCCAAAAAGGCCAUUGGAAACAAGGACGCCAAGUUCGUGGAGGAACGCAGGAAGCAGCUCCAGAACUACCUGCGCAGCGUCAUGAACAAAGUCAUCCAGGUGGUCCCCGAGUUUGCCGCCAGCCCCCGGAAGGAGACCCUGGUCCAGCUGGUGCCCUUCUUCAUUGGUCUGGAACCCAACCCACAAUCUCGGAGGUCUGCCUGCACUUCCUUGGUUGAUGAGAGCCCUUCAUGAGGGGAACGCACAAAA